Molecule: messenger RNA, 2433 nt
Organism: Dictyostelium discoideum AX4
Lineage: Eukaryota; Evosea; Eumycetozoa; Dictyosteliales; Dictyosteliaceae
Product: C2H2-type zinc finger-containing protein
Exons: 1
Coding region: 1-2433 (810 amino acids)
Cellular component (GO): nucleus
Molecular function (GO): RNA polymerase II transcription regulatory region sequence-specific DNA binding
Source: RefSeq, a predicted model, not a curated record
AUGAUUAAUAUGAUUGAUAAUAAUAAAGGCAUCAAUAAAUUAGAUGCAGCAAUUUAUUAUUAUCUGGUUGAAAAAGGGAUGGCAAAAACAGCUCUAUCAUUUUCACAAGAAAUGAACUUUGAUAUUGGUGGGCUGAGUCCACUACUCUCAAAUUCAUCCCAUUUAUUAUCAAAAGGUUGGGAACAAUUAAAUUCAAUUGGAUUUUUCAAUAAUCAAAAUAUUCAUAUGACAAGUAGUCCAAUUAGUAUUAAUAGCAGUAAUAAUAAUAAUAAUAAUAAUAAUAAUAACAGCAAUGGCAAUAAUAUUCAUUUAAAUAAUAGUCCACCUAAUAAUAAUAAUAAUAAUAAUAAUAAUAACUUUUUCAACCCGCCAAAUUUCUUAGGUAACAACAAUACAAAUAGUAAUAAUAAUAAUAACAAUAAUAAUAAUAGUAAUAAUAAAAACAGCUUUUUAUUUCAAAAUCCAAACCAAAUAGCAAAUCCUUCUUUUUUUUCAUCAGCCAAUCCCUCAACUAAUAAUAUAAUACCGCCAAAUCCAAAUCCAAAUUCUAAUAAUAAUAAUACUGGUAAUAGUGGAGGCUUAAUUUUAGAUAAUUCAGCCACAAACUUUUUCCAAAAUGUAAAUAGUAGUGACAAUAAUAAUAACAACAAUAAUAAUAGUGGUAAUAAUGUUAAUAACAAUAACACGAACCAAUCCAUUUUUCUCUCAUCUCAAAAACAACCGAUUCAAACCGAACCAAAAAAUAAUACUAACAACACCAAUAAUAUUAAUCCAAGCAAUAAUAAUAAUAAUAAUAAUAAUAAUAAUAAUAAUAAUAAUAAUAAUAACAACAGUAGCAGUAACAAUACCAAUAAUAAUAAUAAUAAUAAUAAUAUUGAUAAUUUACAAAGUUCAAUUUCAUCACAAUUACAAUUAUCAUCCCCACCGUCAAGUUCCCCAAUUGCAACAUCAGCAAUGUCCCCAAAUAAUUUGGAUACAAACCAAAUACUCCAUACAAUAGGGUGCAAUAUCGAGCAUAUUCACAAUCAAUUUUGUAAUAUGUUGUUUCAAAAUCAAACAAAUUCAUCACCUUCUUUGUCUACCUCUCAUACUUCAAUGAACAUAACUAACGAGCCAGCAAAAAUUUUAGAUAAAAAAUCACAAUUUUCAAUUCAAUCUCAAAAUGAUGAUAAUAAUACUACUAACAAUAAUAAUAAUAAUAAUAUUAGUAAUAAUAAUAAUAAUAAUAAUAAUAGUAGUAAUAGUAGUAAUAAUAAUAAUCAUGGUAACAAUCGCAAUAUUCAUAAUCAUUCACAUGGACAUAAUCAACACAACCAUGGCCAUGGUCAUAAUCAACACAACCAUGGACAUAAUCAUGGCCAUCAUAAUCAUGGGCAUGGACAUAAUCAUGGACAUCACAAUCAUGGCCAUCAUAAUCAUGGUCAUAAUCAUAAUCAUAAUCAUGGUCAUAAUCAUAAUCAUGGAAAUCACAAUAAUGGCCAAAAUACUCCAAUUCACAAUCAUUUUUCUAGUGCACCAAUACCAAUUGGAUCUAAUAAUAAUAAUAAUAAUAAAACAACCACUACAACAACUACUACAACAACAACAACGAAUAGUUCAUCACCAAGUGAUGGAAUUAAUUUCAAUUUAAAUAGUAAUAGUAGUGAUGUUGAAAGUUAUUUAAUAAAAUCCAUUGGUGAAGGAGGUGAAGAGAAAUUCACAUGUGACUAUCAAUCAUGUGGUAAAUCAUUUAGUACAUUGGCUAUAUUUAAACGACAUUUAAAAGAACAUACUGGUUGUAAACCAUUCGUUUGUACUGAAGAGGGUUGCAAUAAAAGAUUCUCAAGAAAAUUCGACUUAAAGGUACAUUUACGUUCUCAUACAGGUGAAAAGCCUUAUCUUUGUACAUUCCCUGGUUGUAGUAAAAGAUUUGCUCGUUCCUCUGAUUUACGUCUUCAUCAAAGAAUUCAUACUGGUGAGAAACCUUUUGUAUGUGAUUGGGAAGGUUGUUCAAAAAGAUUUAUUCGUCAAGCUGAUUUAAAAAAACAUAGAAAAACACAUCAACUUAAUAAUAAUAAUAAUGCAGCAGCAGCAUCAUCAUCAUCUUCAUCAUCUUCGUCACAUCCACAUGUUCAUAGUGUUGGUUGUGGUCAUACAGCAAUAGCUCAUGAAGGUCAUAUCGAUUUUUUACACGAUCGCCAUUUACAUUCAAUGAAUCAUGAUCAUGUUGAUCAUAGUAUUGAAGUAUCCGAAACCAAUCCUACAAGUUGUACUCCUAAAUUCGUUUGUAGUCAUCAUCCUGAUGGUUCUUCUCAUUCAAUGGAUUGUGGUCAUGAAAUUGUUCCACAUUUUGACCAUUAUGAUUUCUUGGUCGAUGGUCAUCUUCAUCAUGUACAUGAAGGUCAUUGCGAUAAUCAUGGUUGGGUUGAAGUAAUAAAUAACUUUAUGAAAUAA